This is a messenger RNA of Colletotrichum chrysophilum, 5571 nucleotides long. RefSeq lists its product as uncharacterized. Bases 1 to 5571 code for a protein of 1856 amino acids. The record is from RefSeq and is a predicted model, not a curated record. NCBI's taxonomy places the organism in Eukaryota, Fungi, Ascomycota, Sordariomycetes, Glomerellales, Glomerellaceae. Gene Ontology annotation, cellular component: cytoplasm. Gene Ontology annotation, molecular function: nucleic acid binding; ATP binding. The transcript is spliced from 5 exons.
AUGGCGUCCGAAGAGGGCCCGACUCUUGCGGCUCUGAAGUCAUGGAAAUCAUCAUUGAGUCCUCUCAGAGUCGACAUCGUCGGUGACUUCGCUGGGAAGGAGCUCUUCGCCAUCCAUGGCGAGUCGCUCGUUGCCCACUGUGUUGCGCUGGCCAAAGUCGACUUCAAAAACGGCUUUCAACUACUCCACGCGGUUCACGCCGUUGAGACAUUCCUCAGCAAAUUGAAGGAGCGCGGUUGCAACUUCCAUGUCCUCUGGUUCGACAGCCAAGAGCACCUUUGCGUCCCGCACGAUGUUCUCGAGAAAAACCGACACAAGUACCUGUUGACGCGUGCCGUUCUCAUGGAACAUCUGCGCACCCCGAAGACACGCGACCAAAGAACCAGAAAUCCUUGGACGGAAGAUUCGUCAGACGAUUCUUGGGAUGCUUCGACGGAUCCUCCAACGGACCCCAUCAGGAAUGGAACACCCAUGAGCUUUGUUUUCUCUACCAUCCAAAGCAAGGAAUUUGAAGAGUACAUGGAGAAGAACUGUCUUCACUUCGUGAUGUGUUCUCAGGGAAGCGACUUCGACUCGACGCCUGAGGUGAACGACGGCGUCGGUAGCGGUAAUCACCUCAAGGCCAUGCGGUUGUUCGCCGACCAGGGACAUAACCUCGCAUUCAUGGAUGAUAUUGAGUUCCGGAGUUCCAAGGUCUACACUCAUGUCGUAACGUCGGCGCGUUCCGAAGAUCCCAUCGAAGUAACUGAACCCGCGCCCCGCAGCAUCACGACUGAUGGGUGGGUCGAGUUUGCAUCGAAAAUCGACGACUGGUCGGAACUCGAACCUGUUCAUCUCAAUGAUACCGCGGAAGUCAGGGUGCGAGAUGUGAUCGCUUUUGUUGCGUGUGCCACUUUGUACUCGGCGAAGCCCGACGCUGCUACUGAGCAUUGUGUUACUGCUUUUCUUAUCCACAUUGACCUUCUUGAACACACUGAGCUGGCUCAACGAUCCUGUGGUCCGCUCGAGAAGAGCAUCCCGGAUGAUGUCGCUUCGUUUCUCGAAGGGUUCUCGAACAUCGCCAUCCCAAUGAUUCGGAAGUGGAUGGUUAGCCGCAAGUCCAUGGGUACGCAUGUCAACUGGAGAGUCUUCGACCUGGUGGACGGACGGGUCUUUCUGCACAUUUUGCAAAAGCUUCAAUCUAUGAAACUGGCUGUGAAGUUUCAUCAUUUUGAAUAUUAUGACAGAAGAAUCCGCCACCUUGUCGAUGUGGAUAUGGGGCGCCUCCUGUCUCAACAAGACCCCCCGAACGAGCAGCCUGCGUCGAAAGCCGCCCCCAACUUCGAACAACUCAACAUUGAGCUGAAGAAGACACGCGCCGCAAACCAAGUACUACCCUUCAGCCAUCCAGUAUUGGACUCGUACUUGGAGGAGAUCUGGCUUGACACCGACGAAGAGUGGCAGCAGUCAUCUACGGGCUUCAAGAUCUUCCAUGAACUCACACACUGGCAUAAUGCGAAGAGGCUGAUCGACGCUAAAACCCCAAGCAAGCCGAUGGAAUGGCGAGCCCAAAGAAGAAUGCAGAGAUUCAUGGCGGAUACCAUGAAGUAUUCGGCUAGCUUGACCAAUGCUUCUGGCAAGAACAUCGAGCCAGAGCCUAUUGUUGCUCAUGGCACCCGCAACAACGGCCAAGCAGACAACGGAAAAGACGAUGCGGAGGCGAACAACUGGAAGAAGCAGCUUUCAAAGAAAGACGCCGCCAAGGCAGUUAAACGCGGCGCAGGAAGUGGAACGAUCAAUGCCCGGAAAGCAGGCGAAGACCUCAAGAAUGCCAAACUGGAUUCGAGAGGUGCUGCUGUUGUCACUUUCUUUGCACAGCAGUGCCAGGACUUCAACAAGAUCCAGUCGCCGGCCAAGAGAUAUCUGAAGGCAAACAGGUACAUGCUGGGUCUCUCGAAUCAAGACAGACAGAUAUUUGGAGGAGAGUUGUUGCUGUACAUUUGCGAGACUUUGUUGGAGCUCCUCGGCGAGCCGGCCUUCAUCGCCAAAGGUGAGAUGAGAGCGUUCCAUGGAAGGGAGAUUGAACUACGAGGCAAUAUGCUGACACAAUACUGCACAGAUAUGAGCAUCAUCGCCCUCCUUCGCUCCCAUUUGUCGCUCAUGAAUACGGUGCCUCUCACCAAACCAACAAGGAGGCAUCUCGAAUCCCUUGCAUGCGCCAUGCGGCUCCCGCUCCCUCCGAGCUCCGAUUCCACAGCCAUCGACCGCCCGAUUCCCUUCGCAAGCAAGACGGCUAUCGCGAAAGAGGUUCUGAAGAGAGGGUUCUUUGAGGAGAGGGCAGCUCGCAAGUUCCAGUUGGAGCAUUGCGGCCCGUAUCUGGAACGAAGUUUCGACUCUGCCCCUGAUGUCCGUGUUCCUUUCGAGCCAGAUGCCUGGCAGAGAAGGGUUCUUGAUGCAAUCGACGAAGACAAGAGUCUCUUCGUGGUGGCCCCAACUUCUGCCGGAAAGACAUUCAUCUCAUUCUACGCCAUGAAGAAGGUCCUCCAAGCCAACGACGACGACGUUCUUGUGUAUGUCGCUCCUACAAAGGCGCUUGUGAACCAGAUCGCGGCCGAGAUCCAGGGCAGGUUCUCGAAAACGUACCACACCGCCGGCCGAUCUAUCUGGGCAAUCCAUACCCGCGACUACCGCAUCAAUAACGCAACUGGCUGCCAAGUACUGGUCACUGUUCCUCAUAUUCUGCAGAUUAUGCUCUUGGCCCCAUCCAAUGCCAAAAAGUCAAAUUCUUGGUCUCACAGAGUGAAGCGCAUCAUCUUCGACGAAGUUCACUGCAUUGGCCAGGCAGAAGACGGCAUCAUCUGGGAGCAACUUCUGCUUUUGGCCCCUUGCCCUAUUAUUGCAUUGUCUGCAACAGUCGGAAACCCUCUCGAGUUCAAGGAGUGGGUGGCUGGGACCCAGAAGGCGAAGGGCUUUGACCUUGAGAUGGUUGUCCACUCUGCGAGAUACUCGGAUCUGCGAAAGUUCAUGUACCAGCCCCCAGAUAUGGAGCAGUGGAAGUUUGAUGGUCUUGAACCCGUUGAACGUCUUCCCACGCCUGGCCUGGAUGUCGAUGGCAUUCGCUCCGACCGAUUUGUGUUCGUGCAUCCAGUUGGGAGUAUCGUCGACAAGAGCAAAGACACGUUGAAUGAUGUUACUCUGGAGCCGCGUGACUGCCUUCAGCUUUGGGACGCGAUGAUCGAGUGUGCCAACGAUUCUUAUCCUGUCGAACGCAGACUUGACCCCGCCUCCGCCUUGCCUGACGUGGUCAAGAAAUCCGAUGUGGUGGAGUGGGAGGUUGCUCUCAAAGAGCAACUGCAUACGUGGAUGGCUGAUCCAUCUUCGCCUUACCCCGCCUUGCGCCAGAAAUUUGAUGCCUCUUCGAAGCCUAGCACAGAUGUCAAGAAGACUAUUGAAACGACAUUUCCUCUUCUCAUCGAUCUGCGAUCACGAGGAGCCUUGCCGGCCAUCCUCUUCAACUACGACCGCGUGGGAUGCGAGAUGAUUCUCUCCGAGGUUCUUCAGAGACUGGAGAAAGCCGAGGAGAAGUACCGCACAGAGAGCGCCGAGUGGCACAAGAAGCUGAAGUCUUAUCAAAAAUGGCAAGAUGGCCUCGCAGCGAAAAAGCCAAAGUCCACCAAAGCCUCUGGAAGCCGUCGAGAUGACAAAGACGACGGCACGGCUUUCGGCAAGUUGGAUCAUCUCCGAGAGGAUUCGAGCCAGGAGGCUAGCCAGUGGGCAAGCUUCGAUCCCUCGGCGCCUAUCAAGCAGUUCAGCUUCGCAGACUCGACAAAGCUUUCGAGAGAAGAGCUCGAGGAGAUGAUUGAAAAUUUGGCAUAUGCCAACAUCAAGAAGCCUAUUUUGACUGCGCUGCGUCGAGGGCUGGGUGUCCACCAUGCGGGCAUGAAUAGGCAGUACCGUCAGGUGGUGGAAAUGCUCUUCCGCAAGGGUUUCUUGACCGCCGUCAUUGCAACAGGUACUCUGGCGCUCGGUUUGAACAUGCCAUGCAAGACGGUCGUCUUCGCAGGCGACUCCCCCUUUCUGACAGCCCUCAAUUAUCGUCAAGCGUCGGGUCGUGCUGGUCGCCGAGGCUUCGAUCUCCUCGGCAAUGUCGUCUUCCACGGAAUCCGCCAUCAACGAGCGAUGGAGAUUAUGUCGUCUCGCUUGCCCGACUUGAGAGGCCAGUUUCCAAUGUCUGUCACUCUGAUUCUGCGCCUCUUUGGCCUCUUGCAUGGUACGAACGACUCCGACUUUGCGACAAAGGCAGUCCAAUCUCUCUUGACGCAGACUCGCCUCUUCCUCGGGGGCCCGUCCUCUCAACUGUCCAUCAAGCACCAUCUGCGUUUCUCAAUUGAGUAUCUCAGAAGACAACACCUGCUGUCUGCCAAUGGAGCCCCUCUCAACUUUUCCGGUCUCGUGGGACAUCUCUACUUCACCGAAAACGCUGCCUUUGCUUUCCACUCUCUGAUGAAAGGAGGAUACCUGCAUGAGCUGUGCAAAGACGUGAACGACAUCAGCAAGCGCAAGGAUAUGCUUCUGGAGCUACUGACGGUUCUGUGCCAUCUGUUUUGUCGCAUCCCUUGCUUCCGCUUUAUGAACAAGGAAUGGCUCGAGAAGGUUGUUCAUCGAUCUCCAUCUGUUGUCAUCCUCCCCAAGCUCCCGGAAACAGCUGAGAGACUCCUCACUGAUCAUAAUCGAGAGACCCUGAACAUCUUUCUGAUCUACGUCCGGAGCUACAUCAGGAAGCAUCUCAGAACUGUCCCAGACGAUGUUCUGCCUUUCACGAAGCGACGGGUCCAACCUCGUUGUGACUCCGCCUGGCACGAUAUGUCAGCAAUCAAUAUUCCGAUUCUCCCGGCAGCUACCAUCCGAUCCCCAUUCGCGGCACUGUCCGGCUUUGCAGACGAUUUUGAAACCACUCACGAGUUGUGCGAGACGGUUCGAAGCGGAGUUUUCCUUGAGGAGGAGUCCAUUCCGUACAUCCCGAUUACACCUGCCGAAACCAACAACGUGCCGUUUAAUGCAUACAUCUUGGACUUCUUCAAGCACGGCGACAUGGAAGCCCUGGUACGUGACAACGGAAUCAAGAGAGGCGACGUGUGGUUCCACCUCAAAGACUUUUCCCUCAUUCUGGCGACAAUCGUUACUAGUCUGGCCAACUUCCUCGAUAAGAGUGGUGCCGAGUUUGAUGAUGCAUCGAUGAUUGACGUUAUGGAUGUUGCGGAUAUUAUUGAUGGAGAAGCCGACAACGCGGAAGAUGGAUGCUUAAACGGCACACGAACUUCAGAGACCUCCGCAGCAGCUCCUCAGGCCCAAAACAUCAAGCCCAAGCGCAAGCCGAAGAGCGAGGAAGAAGUUCCAGAGUCUUGGAUGGACAGCGAUGGUUCGGACAACGACGCUAACGACUCCUCUGACAUGCAUGGCAGCACGGACGAGUCUUCUGGAGACCUUCCCAGCCGGGAUGAAGAUGAUGGAACGGGUUUGGUGAAGGUGUACCGGGCAUUCAGACUCUUGCAGCAGGAGUUUGAUGAGAAGUUCCGCAAGGUCUGGGCUUGA